Messenger RNA from Gastrolobium bilobum, 1732 nucleotides. RefSeq names its product protein ECERIFERUM 26-like. Bases 69 to 1367 code for a protein of 432 amino acids. The transcript has 2 exons. Gene Ontology annotation, molecular function: acyltransferase activity, transferring groups other than amino-acyl groups. Lineage: Eukaryota; Viridiplantae; Streptophyta; Magnoliopsida; Fabales; Fabaceae. The record is from RefSeq and is a predicted model, not a curated record.
CAUUCCAACCAUACCUUCAUACAACUCUCUCUCUCUCUCUCUCUCUCUUUUUCAAAUUUGCCUUGCAAAUGGGUUCACUAGGAAAUUCGGAAACUACCACUCUGAGCUCGAGGAUUUCAACAGUGGUUCCUGCAACUCCUCGAGGCGAAGAAAAAGGAGAGUAUCAACUCAACUACAUGGACUUGCUCAUGAAGCUCCAUUAUAUCCGACCCGUUUAUUUCUUCAAUUCAGAAGCUGUGCAAGGGCUCUCAAUCUUCGAUUUGAAGAAACCCAUGUUCCCACUGCUCGACCCGUACUCCCACGUAUCGGGUCGGAUAAGGAGAUCCGAAUCCGGAAGGCCGUUUAUCAAGUGCAACGACGCUGGGGUGCGCAUCGCCGAGUCUCACUGUGACAAAACCCUCCGAGAAUGGUUCGAUGAAAACGGAGACUCCGUUGACGGGCUUGUCCAUGAUCACGUGCUUGGUCCUGAUCUUAGCUUCUCUCCUCUGGUUUUCAUCAAGUUCACUUGGUUCAAAUGUGGAGGACUAUCCGUGGGAUUGAGCUGGGCUCAUGUAGUUGGAGAUGCAUUUUCAGCUUUUAACUUCAUCACCAAGUGGAGUCAGACACUCGCUGGUCACGCGCCACCGAAAUCUCUUCACAAGCCAAACCUCUGUGAACCUCAAUUUCCACCGAAUUCCGUUUCUGUUAAUCCCGUUUCCGUUAAAAAAGCCAGAAUUGUUGGGGAAUACUGGCUCGCUGCUAAUGAUAGUGACGUGGCCACUCACUCUUUCCACGUCACUUCCAAACAACUUCACCAUUUGGUAACAGAGACCAAAACCUCGUAUUUUGAGAUUCUUUCAGCUUUGGUAUGGAAAUGUAUUUCACACAUCAGGGAAGACUUUGGACCAAAGGUUGUGACAAUUUGUACAAGUAGCUCUAAUCGUGCAGAAAAUGAAUUCCCCACCAAUGGUUUGGUGUUAAGCAAAGUUGAAGCAGAUUUGACAGCUGGGGAAUCUGAUAUAUCGGAAUUAGCAAAACUGAUUGCUGAGAAAAAGAUGGUUGAGAAUGAGAACCAUGUCAUGGAAAAGCUGGCGGAAGAAGAUGAAGGGAAAGGGGAUUUUAUAGUUUAUGGAUCAAACUUGACAUUUGUUGAUUUGGAAGCUGCUGAUUUUUAUGGGGUAAAGCUGAAUGGAAAGAAACCAAUUAUGGCGAAUUGUACCUUCCGUGGGGUGGGUGAUCAAGGGGUUGUUUUGGUUCUUCCAGCGCCGAGAGACAAUGAAGAUGGUGGUAAUGGAAGGAUUAUAACUGUUUCUCUGCCUGAGAAAGAACUAGACCAGCUGAAAGACAAGCUGGAUGGAGAAUGGGGUAUACACUGUUUGCAUCCUUGAUUUUGAAUUCCCAUAGCACAAAGAGGUCAAAUUGUGUGGAUUGUUUUUCAUCUUUUGCCUAUACCUGUUUGAUAUAUCUGCAGGCAAUUAAAUAAGGGUUAGUUAUCCAGUUAUUGUAAUAUGGUGAUGAUUUAUAAUUGUCUUUUAUAAGAGUUAUGUCGUAGAAAAAAUGAUUGUGUUAUGUCAUAGAAAUUCGUUUUGUGUGCCGAAGUUUUUUUUUUUUGCUGCGGGUCCAAUAAAAUAUUGUGUGUGUAGGAAACUUUUGUGGUCAUGUUAAAUAAUAGAUGAUAAACCCUUUAGAAUUCAGUAAAAAAAGAACAGUUAGAAAGUUUCAAUUGUGUAAAGCUUCGAAAUAUCACUGUAUA